Molecule: messenger RNA, 744 nt
Organism: Sporothrix brasiliensis 5110
Lineage: Eukaryota; Fungi; Ascomycota; Sordariomycetes; Ophiostomatales; Ophiostomataceae
Exons: 2
Coding region: 1-744 (247 amino acids)
Biological process (GO): cellular respiration; ubiquinone biosynthetic process
Cellular component (GO): mitochondrion
Molecular function (GO): ubiquinone binding
Source: RefSeq, a predicted model, not a curated record
AUGCCGGUGCCACGGACAGACCGCGCAGAACGCCGUUCCCUCUUCAACCUGGCCGCCGCCCUCGGCCAAGCAGCAUCUAGCUCGGGUGGUCCACAGCAGUCCAUCACGACCGUGCGGAUACUUCCGUACGCAGCCGGUGACCUGUUCCGCAUUAUCGCCAACGUGGACGCGUAUGCCAAGUUUCUGCCGCACUGUACCCGCAGCCAUGUCACCCAGUGGAGGAACACGCCGUCUCUACGCGAUGGAUCGUCGUCCUCCUCCUGGCCCGCUCGUGCCGAUCUCACCGUUGGCUGGGGUCCGCUCUCGCAGACGUAUUCGUCCCGUGUCUACUGUGUCCCCAGCCACGGUGUCGUCGAGGCCGUAUCGGGCCGGGCUGGUGCGCCGACACUGACCGCCGCGGAGCGCGAAGAGAUUGGACUCGAUACGACCGAGGACGAGGAUGGCAGGCGGUUGGGUGCCCAAACGGCCACAGAUGACGACACAUUCGAGAGCCUGGUGACGCGGUGGACUGUGGUGCCGUUGAAGGCGGCCAGUCGUGACGGGGCAGCAGCAGGACCAGCAGCAGGACCAGAAGCAGGACCAGCAGCACAACCGCCAAAAACAAAGGUGGAGCUGCAUAUCCGAUUCCAGUUCCGCAACCCGCUGUACCAAAUGGCGGCUGCCCAAGUCGGCAAUGAGAUGGCGACCAAAAUGAUUGAAGCGUUCGAAAUGCGGGCUGCUGAGCUGUUGGGCCGGAGGCUAUGA